Molecule: messenger RNA, 320 nt
Organism: Paramecium primaurelia
Lineage: Eukaryota; Ciliophora; Oligohymenophorea; Peniculida; Parameciidae
Source: the annotation of a GenBank genome assembly
AUUAAUUAAUCAAUAUAAAUUUUAAAAUAUGGAAAUAGUACCUUUAUUAGAAUCAUUUUCAUCAAAAAAUAAUACCGAUUCCAAAAUAACUAUGAUAGCAAGCAGUGAUACGAGAUAAAGAGAUGGUUUGAUUUUGACAGAGCUUAGAAAUAUGAGAGAGUACAAAAGAAAUCCAGAAAAUAUAUCUAUAUGGGUCAAGGUAUUACCACAGAAAGAGGUGGAGGACCUUAUGAGUUAAUUCAUACGAAAUAUUAUGCGCUUACAAGAGCAUAGCGAAAACUUCAUAUUAGAACGUACAAGGCCAUUAUUUUACAUCUGAA